GACGCCUCCAUUUCGCCUUCUCCAUAGAUUGCAGCACUCUGUAAUUAGGGUUUCUUCGCUCGCUCUCUGCUUUUCCUUCCAGACAACACCAACCAUGGCGGCAGUUGCGGCUCCGACCCCCACCGAGUCAGUCCAGUGCUUCGGCCGCAAAAAGACCGCGGUCGCCGUCACCCACUGCAAGCGCGGAAGGGGGCUCAUCAAGCUCAAUGGCACUCCAAUCGAGCUCGUCGAGCCAGAGAUCCUCCGCUUCAAGGCCGUCGAGCCCAUCCUCCUCCUCGGGAGACACCGCUUCGCCGGCGUCGACAUGAGGAUCCGCGUCAAGGGAGGCGGUCACACCUCUCAGAUCUACGCCAUCCGUCAGAGCAUUGCCAAGGCCCUCGUUGCCUUCUACCAGAAGUUCGUCGACGAGCAGAGCAAGAAGGAGAUCAAGGACCUCUUGAUCAGGUACGACAGGACUUUGCUGGUCGCUGAUCCCAGGCGUUGCGAGCCCAAGAAGUUUGGUGGUCGUGGUGCCCGUUCAAGGUUCCAGAAGUCUUACCGUUGAAAGGUCUCUGCUGGUUUGCUUAUGUUGUUACAGUCGUUUCGUUUUAUGGUUCGAGGAUGGAUGCUGUUUUGAUUCUGAGUUCAUGAAUUUUGUUGUUUAGGGAGAGUGGAACUUAGUAGCUCAUGUUCUAAGGGGGUUUUGGUUUGUUAAGAGGAUUCUGCUUCACAGUCCGCUUAAGAAUGUUGAUGUUUUGAUUUCUGCAGUUUGGACGAUUUUGAAUUCGCAAUUAGCUUGAAUGUGAUACUGUUGUUGGCCAUAUUGUUCUGGUAUGGUUGAUCAGUUUCCUUAAUGCUUGUGUGGUUUGUUUAAUUGUCCUGCUGAAGUAAUGUGUGCUGGGAGCAUCCAAUAUUUCGUAUUAGUGAAAUGCUGCUUAUAGAUUGUAUGGCAGGGUGUUUUGCCUAGAGCUAUGUUGGAUUGUGAUUGAAGGGUGUUUCGAGAUUGCAAUCGUUGCUGCAUUUUAGUCCCCCGAUAGAUAAUUGUAUCACCUAAUUGGGGAUUCAAUUUUAUGGUUAGCUGGUAAUUGUUCUGUCAUUUCAUCCUGAAGCUACAUAUUGUUUCAAGCUCAAGUUUCUGAGUUAAUAGAUUAUAUUGGUUUCU
Messenger RNA from Linum trigynum, 1141 nucleotides. Lineage: Eukaryota; Viridiplantae; Streptophyta; Magnoliopsida; Malpighiales; Linaceae. The record is from the annotation of a GenBank genome assembly.